AGGUUAAGAUCCAAGUUAGAAAAUUAGGAACAACAAAUUCUGUUAUAAUUGAUUAUAAUUUUCGUGAUCCCGUUGAGAGAAAUAAAUUGUAUAAAUCUGUUAUUGAUUCUGGCGCGCCGGAGACAAUUCUCCCUUAUAAUGUCCGUUUUAUACUUGGAAACAAUCCUCACCGUUUUCAUGCCACAGGUUACGGAUCUCCCUCUCUUGUUUUUGUUGCGACAACAAUAUUCGAAGUGGCAAUUGGUGAUAAUGAUACCUGGAGUAAAUGG
Dentiscutata heterogama is the source of this 269-nucleotide messenger RNA. The record is from the annotation of a GenBank genome assembly. NCBI's taxonomy places the organism in Eukaryota, Fungi, Glomeromycota, Glomeromycetes, Diversisporales, Gigasporaceae.